UUGCCUGGGAGCUCAGCCAGAUGACCCAGCUCACGGAGCUGAGUGUGGCUUUCUCCACACUGACUGGGAAGAUCCAGAAACUGCUCGGUUCACAUGCAUCUCUCUGCCCCACCGAGCUCGUGAGCAGACAUUCUCUACAGGGACCCCUGUGGGCACUUCCUUACACUGGACCCACACAGAGUGCUGACAACACAGAUUUACCUUUCAGGAGCUGUGGACAAGGCCAGACCUGUCUGGUAAAGUGACCUCUUCACAACAUGCAGCCACACGCACCACUCUCUCGAGCGUGCAGUUCUGCCUUUUCAGCCCCAAAGCAGCCGCAGUACAUAGUGAAUGAGUGAGGCAGCAUCCCAAUAAAACUUUAUUCACGGCCACUGAAACUUGAAUUUCAUAUAAUUUUCCCAUGUCACAAACUAUUUUUCUUUUGAUUUGUUCAACUAUUUUAAAAUGUCAGGACCAUUUUAGGUCUCAGGCUGGACGAAAUCAGGCAGCUGAUGGAUUUGGUCCAGUUGUGGACUGCUGACCCCUGAGACAGAAUUUGCCUAACUGCCCCCAGAGCUCCUCACUAGGACCACCUCUCACCUCUGCUGUUUUCCACCCUGCCCUGCAGUCCCCUAAGAACCCCGCUGAGAGCACUGGACCUGGCCAACUGUUCCCUGAACCAUGCAGACAUGGCUUUCUUGGCAGACUGUACCCAUGCCACCCACCUGGAGGUGCUGGACCUCAGUGGACACAGCUUAGUCAGCCUUUUCCCUUCAACCUUCUUCAGGCUGCUGGGCCGGGCCGCCCAAACACUGAGGGUCCUCACCCUGGAGGAGUGCAGCAUCGAGGACCGUCACCUGAGCACACUGAUCCUGGCCCUGAGCCCCUGCCACCAGCUCCAGGAGCUCCGCUUCCUGGGGAACCCACUGUCGGCCUCUGCCCUGAGGCGCCUCUUCCUGGCUCUCUCUGAGCUCCCCAAGCUGCGGUGGGUGGAGUUCCCGGUGCCUAAGGACUGCUACCCUGAGGGUGCCGCCUACCCCCAGGACGAGCUGGCCAUGUCCAAAUUUGACCAGCAGAAAUACGACAUGAUUGCCGAGGACCUGCGUGGGGUGCUGCUGCGGGCCGGCCGGGAUGACAUCCAAGUUUCCACACCAGUCUUUGGAAGUUUUGACCCAGAUAUUCAAGAAACAAGCAAUGAACUUGGAACUUUCUUACUGCAAGCUUUCAAAACUGCCCUAGAAAACUUUUCCAGGGCACUGAAACAAAUGGAGUAGGUAGGCCCUGCAACAGGCCACGGCGGGUCUUGCAUUUCAGCCAAUCAAUGGGUGACCCUGGGGUCAGCAGCUUGGCCGAGUGUUUGUGCCCUCACCACCAUCAUCCAAAGCGUUUCUUAGUCAAAGUUGUACAUGGUAUGUGUUAGGCACUAUACGAGAGGAAGCCCUGCCUCCCAGUAGAUGUGACACGAGGCCACUUUAGCGUCAAAGCACAGCGGGCAUGCUGGAGCAAGAAAUGCCCUGGGGUCAGCAGGAGCCCCCACCACA
Messenger RNA from Miniopterus natalensis, 1523 nucleotides. The record is from RefSeq and is a predicted model, not a curated record. Lineage: Eukaryota; Metazoa; Chordata; Mammalia; Chiroptera; Miniopteridae.